This is a messenger RNA of Chaetomium strumarium, 1851 nucleotides long. Its product is annotated as Ribokinase-like protein. The record is from RefSeq and is a predicted model, not a curated record. The coding region runs from base 493 to 1851 and encodes 452 amino acids. Lineage: Eukaryota; Fungi; Ascomycota; Sordariomycetes; Sordariales; Chaetomiaceae. The transcript is spliced from 2 exons.
GUUGAUGCUUUCCCAAGUUUCCCUCAGGCAAAUGUAGCACAGUACCUAAAAGCACCUAUGCAAUCAGUAGGUGAAUCUAGUAACACAUCGAACCAUUAGGGUUUUCCAUCAGUGGCAGAAGGUGGGCUUAUUGGGGAUGCUAUGGAAAUUAACUUGAGGUUCCUUAUCAUAUCAGAGUUCCCGAGCUGAGGCUUCGUUGCCCAUACCAUGCACAGCUCCCAAUCGAGCAUCUCACGCCCGAAUUAUUGCGGUAGCCAGUGACGAUCCAGCCUCGUGCUGCUGUUUCAGUUAGGCGGCCGGGUGUGUGUGCUGGGUAGCAUAGUCUCUCGCUCUUCCAUUUCCUGUAGACGUUCUUUUUAUUUUUACGGACAUUUGCUGUUUUAUCCUUAGACUGACCCGGGCCUGUUUCUCCACCCGGAUUCUCGCUGCUUCCCACAGCUCAUAAGGCGUUAAACGAGCCAUUGGCCUCGUCAAGGUUAGUUGCCGUGCGGCAUGGCUGAGGAUCUGGUGACAGAUCCGGACAUGGCUCCGGAAGAUGGGGCCCGAGCCGGAGCGGAGCCGGACCGGCGUGUCGAGGAGAUCACGGAGGACCAAGAGAUUGACUUUGUCACCCUGGGCAUGUUCAUCAUCGAUGAAAUCGAAUUUCUUCCGCCGAAACCGCCAGUGCACGACGUCCUCGGCGGCGCCGGUUCCUAUUCAGCGCUCGGCGCGCGUGUGUUCUCACCACCCCCUUCAUCCAAGACCGUCGGCUGGAUAGUCGACCAGGGCUCCGACUUCCCUCCCUCCAUCACCUCGCAGAUCGCCGCCUGGCAAACCUCGGCCGUCUUCCGCCACGACCCCUCGCGCCUCACCACGCGCGGGUGGAACGGCUACACCGACGCGUCGGAGCGGCGCGCCUUCCGCUACACCACGCCCAAGAAGCGCCUGACCGGGGAGGAUCUCACCCCGCCCUUGCUCCAGGCCAAAGCCAUCCACCUGAUCUGCAGCCCGCUCCGGUGCCAGGAACUGGUCUCGGACAUCCUGGCCCGGCGGAAAGAAGCCUACCUCGCCCACGACCCCGCGGGGGAGGGCUACACGCGGCCGCUGAUCAUCUGGGAGCCGGUGCCGGACCUGUGCGUGCCCACGGAGCUGCUGAACUGCACCAACACGCUGCCGCUGGUCGAUGUCUGCUCGCCCAACCACGCCGAGCUGGCCGGCUUCAUGGGCAGCGACGGCCUCGACCCGGACAGCGGGCAGGUAAGCGCGGCCGCGGUGGAGCGGCACUGCGAGCAGCUGCUGGCGAGCAUGCCGCUGCAGAGCUACACGCUGGUGGUACGAGCCGGUGAGAGGGGCUGCUAUAUCGCGCGGAACGGCGGGCGGAAGAAGAAGGUCGCGGGCACUGGCGGCGGCGGCGGCGGUGGUGGUGGGGACGCGGGCAAAAAGAAGCGCAAGAAGGAGUAUGUGCGCGGCGGGCUCCGGCCGGACACGGACAUGGAGGCGCUCUUUGCGGGGCUGUUGCAGGACGAGGAAGGGUGUGUGGCGAGGGAGGAGAUCGAGAUCGACCCGGGGAUUGAGAAGUGGGUGCCGGCGUACUACGGAAAAGGCGGGCCGCGCGAGGAGGAGGCGGCCGAGAAGGUGGUUGACCCGACGGGCGGAGGAAAUACCUUCCUCGGUGGCCUGGCGGUUGCGCUGGCGAGAGGGAAGGCGAUCGAGGAGGCCUGCGCGUGGGGGCAUGUGGCGGCCAGUUUUGCCAUUGAACAGGUUGGCGUUCCGGUUCUGUCUGUAGAUGAGGAGGGAAAGGAAACAUGGAAUGGCGUCGGCGUGGAAGAAAGGUUACGGGAGUUUCAAGAGCGGCUUCAAGCUGAGUCGUAA